UAAAUAUGGAAUCUCAAUGAAACAAGUCAGGGAUUGAGAGAUGGUGAGGGAGAGACAGAUUGUUCAUGGCUCUGUUCUUGAAACUACCCGCGAUCCCUUUCCCGGUAAGUCUAAGGCACGGCUGCUCACUUCAAUUUCGUUCCACAGCAACACCAACAUCAACAUCAACAUCAACAAGAAUGGCUCUCUCUCCCCACAAUGUCUCUUUUCAUACCCAUACGACCACUCAAAAGCUUCCCAUACUCCUCUUCGACAUCAUGGACACCGUUGUUCGCGACCCUUUUUACCAUGACGUCCCUGCCUUCUUCAGAAUGUCUUUCGAAGAACUUAUAGAAUGCAAGCACCCAACUGCGUGGAUUGAGUUUGAAAAGGGGAUUAUUGAUGAGAUGGAGCUAGCGAGAAAGUUCUUUACUGAUGGAAGGCCUCUAGAUUUGGAAGGCCUAAAAGAUUGCAUGAGAAAGGGAUAUUCCUAUGUUGAAGGCAUAGAAGAAUUGCUUCAUUCAUUGAAAGAUAACAACUAUGAGAUGCAUGCCUUCACAAACUAUCCCAUCUGGUACGAGAUGAUUGAGGACAAAUUAAAAAUCUCAAAAUAUUUGUCUUGGACGUUCUGUUCAUGUAUAAGUGGGAAGAGGAAGCCUGAUCCUGAAUUCUAUUUGGAAGUUGAAAGACUUCUAAAAGUUGAUCCAGCAAGCUGUAUCUUCAUCGACGACAGUAUGAGAAAUGUAGAAGCUGCAAAGGAAAUUGGUAUCAUUGGUCUACAUUUCAAAAAUGCAGAUUUGCUUCGACAAGAUCUUUCUUUGCUGGGGAUUGGCAUUUCAACAAAUCAAACCAAGCUUGCACAAGAAUAGUCUUCUUCAUCACUUCUUGUAAUUCAAUUUUGAUGUAUAUCAAUUGUUUUACCAGUUGCUUUCUUGCUGGGAAUCAAGAAUUUUCUUUCAAAAUGACAAGCGAAUUGGCUAACUUUCCGAGCAACUUUCCAGAAAGAAAAUCGCCUUCAUACGUCCAAAGUUGUAUGUUCCUGUGUUCCCAAAGUUCUUCAAUAACAAUUUUUCCUCCGAUUGAUCUCAAUAGAAAACCAUGGAGAGGGUUGUUGAUCUGAAA
Prunus mume (Japanese apricot) is the source of this 1101-nucleotide messenger RNA. The record is from RefSeq and is a predicted model, not a curated record. Lineage: Eukaryota; Viridiplantae; Streptophyta; Magnoliopsida; Rosales; Rosaceae.